AACCAUAAUUUUGGCCAAGGAGCAAAAUUAUAGUGGCAGGAUAAUGGAUUCUUCGACUCUGAAACCAAGACUUGAAAACAAGGUAGCCAUCGUUACUGGUGGAGCUCGGGGCAUUGGAGAAUGUAUUGUGAGGUCGUUCGUAAAGCAUGGAGCAAAAGUAGUUAUUCUUGAUGUCAGAGAUGAGUUGGGGCAACUGGUUUGCCAAGACUUGGGUGUUGAGUUUGUAUCUUUCGUUCACUGCGACGUAACCGUUGAAUUAGAUGUAGAGAACGCCAUCAACACCACAAUCGCUAAGCACGGGCAAUUGGACAUCAUGGUUAACAACGCAGGGACUUGCGAUAAGCUAGAGCUUAGCAUUUUAGACAAUGACAAGGCAGACUUCGAGCGGAUUAUUAAUGUCAAUCUGAUUGGAGUGUUCUUGGGAACCAAACAUGCAGCACGUGUGAUGAUCCCAAAAUGCAGUGGGAGCAUCAUCACAACUGCAAGUAUAGCUUCUAUCACAGGUGGGCUUUCAUCUCAUGCUUACACAAGCUCAAAGCAUGGUGUGGUUGGACUAGCAAAGAACGUUGCUGCUGAACUAGGAAAGUAUCAAAUCUGUGUCAAUUGCAUAUCGCCCUAUGUUAUACCAACUCAACUAGCAAUGAAGUUCUUCAACAUGGAUGAAAACUCGACUGUGUUCUCAAACCUUAAUGGCAAGAAACUUGGAUCACAAGAUGUUGCAAAUGCAGCUGUUUUUUUAGCAAGUGAUGAGUCUGGGUAUAUGAGUGGACAUAACUUGGUCGUAGAUGGUGGUUACUCCGUUCUCAAUCCUGCAUUUGGCUUGUUUUCGUUGACAGGAUAGAAUCCUACAUCAACACAUCUUUCUUAUGUUUUGUGUGCCUGCGUUUAUUUUCCUUUUUUGUUAUUGUUUUCUUGGUUGAAUAAUAUCGUAUUCCAAUAUCAAAUCCUCAUAAUAACCAAGUGAAAGAACUUGAUGAUAUCAAAACAUCUUAUGUAA
Molecule: messenger RNA, 997 nt
Organism: Cynara cardunculus var. scolymus (artichoke)
Lineage: Eukaryota; Viridiplantae; Streptophyta; Magnoliopsida; Asterales; Asteraceae
Product: secoisolariciresinol dehydrogenase-like
Exons: 2
Coding region: 44-841 (265 amino acids)
Molecular function (GO): oxidoreductase activity
Source: RefSeq, a predicted model, not a curated record